Molecule: messenger RNA, 1053 nt
Organism: Aureobasidium melanogenum CBS 110374
Lineage: Eukaryota; Fungi; Ascomycota; Dothideomycetes; Dothideales; Saccotheciaceae
Exons: 2
Coding region: 1-1053 (350 amino acids)
Source: RefSeq, a predicted model, not a curated record
AUGGCAACUAGUACUGAAAUAUUCGAGGUGUCCAAUGAUUCCAAACAGGACCUGAUUCGAUGGAUGGCUCCGUAUAUGCCAACAUGUAUCGCCCUAUAUCGACGCAUACAACUUGGACAAUUCAAACCAGACUCUCAUUUGUUCAGUUCCGUCAACUUUGCCAGUUCCGCUCAUGAAAGGAAUACCAACGAUCCAUGGAUUGUCGCAUUCGUCGACCGUACAUGCAGGCCGGAGACUGAGGUCUGGAUAGCUGCCAGUUGGGAACACGACACGCCAACGGACGACUUAUGGCUUCCGCAAGCAGACAGCCUCGUGAAGGCAAUGAUCGAGAGAAUCAGCAAGGUCAAAUCGUCUCCUCAAGAAGCUGGCACUGUCGCCAUUCCGGGAAACCCUCCAGGACUUCCUUCAACAUUCAAGGGUAGUGCGAGUGUCGACAGAGAUCAUUAUCUACAGCACUUGCAGAAUGAGCAAAUCGCCUUGUUUGGAUCUAUACAUAGCGCCACACGCAAGAUUCUUAAUAGGCUGGGCUUGGUCGACCCAAGUUCUGCUGCAGUGUCAAACUUGCCAUAUAGGAAGUACAUCUUUGACCUGAGAGACAAUGUGAUCUCUCGAAGUUUGCCUGCUGGCUUUGUGUAUGGCAAGGUUGACCCCAAGGACUACCCACUGGUCAAAUCACGAACGCAGAUUCCUCGACAGGACAGGACCUUGGUCAAGCUACCCAGUGCUGCGAUAUAUCCUACAGACACUUCAUCCACCACACCGCAGCCCAUUGCAUGGGCUUUCCUCGGUUUGGACGCUUCACUUACGACCUUGCAUGUCGAGCCUGAAUACAGAGGUCUGGGGCUGGCCAAGAGCCUCAGCCUCAAAUUGUUCUCAGAGGACAUGAAAUUAUACUGGCAACACAAUCCAACUACUGGAGAGGAUAAUCACGUCAAAGAGAGGUGUGGUCAUGCAGAUGUGGCAACAGAUAACACCGCAAGUCAGAGGGUGUGUGAAAGUUUGGGGGGAACUUGGGAUUUUGAAGUUUUUUGGAUGAGAAUUGUUUUGGCAUAG